CCGCGUCGGUGCACCGAGGGCCAGCGCGCCAGGGCCCACCCAGCGGGGGCGGGAUGACAAAGCACAAAGAGACAGCCGAGGACCACUACCCGCUUGGCCUGCACCCGGGCCAGCAGGCUUCAAAAAGAGGGCCCGCCGGUGCCAGCCACCGAGGCACGAGAACAGGGCUCUCAUCCCCUUUGGGAGGGGGUGGCCCCGAGUGUUUCUGAGGGUUUAGGUGAAAAUUGCGGCUCAGCUGUUCGGGAGAGGGGGAAAUGGCCUUUGCACAGACUCGAGGAGGGGCGUGGAAGGGGUCCCAGCUCAGGGGCGCCCUUGGGGUCAGCAGAGCGGAGACCUCCCAGGGCCACUGGAGCCUCAAGCUCACCGUUUUGGAAAGGCUGGGCCCGGCCUCCCUUAGCAAAGGAAGGACCGUGUUACCAGACAGGUGCCGCCCAGUAGGGACUCACAGCUCCUGGAGGAUGGUGCGGAUCUUGGCCAAUGGGGAAAUUGUUCAGGAUGAUGACCCCCGAGUGAGGACCACUACCUCGCAGAGAGGUAGCUCUCCUCGGCAGGGCUUUCUCAACAGGGGCCAUGGUGUCCCCCCUGGGGGGACCGGCCCCCGCCCACAGCAGGCAGGUGCCAGGCUGGGGGCUGCCCAGUCUCCCUUCAAUGACCUCAACCGGCAGCUGGUAAACAUGGGCUUCCCCCAGUGGCAUCUGGGCAACCAUGCGGUGGAGCCGGUGACCUCCAUCUUGCUGCUUUUCCUGCUCAUGAUGCUUGGUGUUCGUGGCCUCUUGCUGGUGGGCCUCGUGUACCUGGUGUCCCACCUGAGCCAGCGGUGACCUCGAGGGCUGACGGGGGUUGGUGUGUCGUUGAGAGGGACUUGCUGGGCCUUGGAGUUGGAGCAGGCAUGUGGGGAGGGGACCAUGGAUUUGGAUUGCAGGUAUGGUGAGCGGGACCGUGGGUCAAGCCGGAGGCAGAGGGAGGCUCUAGUCUAGCAUCCCCAAGCCUAGGCGGCCACCCUGGUUGUCUUGAGAUGUUCGGGUGGUCUAGGGCCUCCAUCAAGUGACACACAACCAGAACAAGACGUCCUCUUUCCAAUUCUCUUUGAUCCUUUCAUGCCCAGAAGAAAGUCUUAACUUGGUGCCAAUGUGUUGGAGGCCUCCGGGACCCGAGCUGCCUCCCCAUGACUGGGGAGCAGUACUGGGGUCCAGGGCAGGUGGGAGAAGUUUCCAGACUUUUAUAACACUGUUUUGUUUUAAUGGUGUAUUUUUAUUGGCUACCUUUUAUUUCUGAUGAGGGGUACCGGCAUUCUAUUUAUUGUGACAUUUUCAAUAAAUAGAUUUAAGUAGAAAUGA
Molecule: messenger RNA, 1337 nt
Organism: Ictidomys tridecemlineatus (thirteen-lined ground squirrel)
Lineage: Eukaryota; Metazoa; Chordata; Mammalia; Rodentia; Sciuridae
Source: RefSeq, a predicted model, not a curated record